UAUGCUACGAACAUGACGAUUGGUGGCGAAGAGCUCCUCAUCCAGUUGGACACCGGAUCUUCCGAUCUGUGGGUCAACCUCGAGGCCGGCGAAAUCGAGUUCACGAACACGACGGACCUCCCGGCUGAGGAAGCAUACGGCAUUGGGCAUGUCACCGGCACCAUCCAGUUCGCUAAUGUUGAGUUGGGUGACAACAUUGUGCCCAACCAAGCGUUCAUGAACAUCUCGAACGCGACGGACUUCGGCACGAUCUUCAAAGAUGACGUGCGCGGUAUCCUUGGUCUCGCAUUCGAUGCGGGUUCUACCGUCGAAGGCACUAUUACUCAGGUCUACGGGAGUGACUCGACCCUCGGCCGUUCCUUCCUCUCGAACCUCUUCAUGCAGAACGAGACCAAGCCCCUCUUCACCGUCCAGCUCGGUCGUACGGAUGACCCACAGUACACCACCGAGGGCGCGUUCACCAUUGGCGAAUACCUGCCUGAAUUCGAGACCGUCUCGGACAUGCAGAAGCUCUACCGCUUCCCCAACAAUGGCACAGGCGCGGCUCCCCGUUGGUCCACCAUCUUGAGCGGCAUGACCAUCAACGGCAAGCCCUUCCAGUUCAACGCGUCCGGGGUCCCUGAUACGCCGGAGGGCUCCGUCGUUGCGGUGCUUGACACGGGUUUCACGUUCCCGCCCAUCCCUGGCGCGGCUGUGGAGGCUAUUUACGGUGGCAUCAAUGGUUCGUACUACGACACGAACAGCAGCCUCUGGAUCGUCCCCUGCAACAAGGCGGCCGAUGUUGAGUUCCAGUUCGGCGAAAUGUCUGUGCCGAUCCAUCCCUUGGAUCUCACGACGAUCGUCGAGAUCAACAACACCGAGGUCUGCGUGAACACGUUCCGUCCUUCGACCUUCCCCGUGAACAACCAGUUCGAUCUCAUUCUGGGUGAUGCUUUCCUGAAGAACGCCUACGUCUCCUUCAAUUACGGCGACAUGUCCGCAGAUGCUGUCCCGUACAUGCAGAUUCUGCCCACAACUGACAUGGAUGCCGCGCAGGAGGAGUUCGAGUCCGUGCGCGGGGCGAUGUACGCCCAAGCCGCUGCUUCUGUCGCCGCUUCCUCC
This is a messenger RNA of Fomitopsis serialis, 1101 nucleotides long. Its product is annotated as aspartic peptidase domain-containing protein. The annotation marks the transcript as partial. The record is from RefSeq and is a predicted model, not a curated record. Gene Ontology annotation, molecular function: aspartic-type endopeptidase activity. NCBI's taxonomy places the organism in Eukaryota, Fungi, Basidiomycota, Agaricomycetes, Polyporales, Fomitopsidaceae. The transcript is spliced from 6 exons. Gene Ontology annotation, biological process: proteolysis.